Babesia ovata is the source of this 465-nucleotide messenger RNA. RefSeq names its product zinc finger containing protein. Lineage: Eukaryota; Apicomplexa; Aconoidasida; Piroplasmida; Babesiidae. The transcript has a single exon. The record is from RefSeq and is a predicted model, not a curated record. Bases 1 to 465 code for a protein of 154 amino acids. Gene Ontology annotation, molecular function: DNA binding; zinc ion binding.
AUGGAACCUCCUGUAACGUCGUCUCAGACUGAGCCUAUCUUGUGCAAGAACAACUGCGGUUUCUACGGCAAUGCGGCCAAUGACAACUUAUGUUCGAAGUGCUUCAAGGAUCAAGCGAAAGCCCAAAGCACUCCCGAUGACUUUUUUGACAAGAACAUCAGCUUCAUGAACGCCUCCACAGCAGUCGAGACCCCAACUGAGACUUUGCCUAGUGCGGUGGACGCGAAAUCCGCCGAGGAUUCUACUCCGGUCGUCUCUGAGGCGACCGUCGUGCCCGAUAGGUGCCACAAGUGCGACCGUUUGGUCGGCGUGCUAGGUUUCAAGUGCCGCUGCGAGCACUACUUCUGCGCGCAUCAUCGUCAAGCUAACCUCCACGACUGCACAUUUGACUACAAGGGAAUGUUCCGUACCCUCCUGGAGACGAAGAACAAAAAGGUUGUUCGCGACAAGUUGGAGCGUAUCUAA